AUGGGACCCGUGUGCCACCAGCAGCCCCCCGCGGCCACCCCCGAGCGCGGCCCCAGGAAGGGCGGGGACGGCGCGGCGCUGCCCGGCUCCCCGCUGCUGCUCCUCUUCGUCCUCCUCGCUUCCUCGAUUUCUGCUUGCAAAGGUGCACCAAUGCCGUCCCAAGAACUCGAACCAGAUGAGGAUUUGCAGCUGUUGAAAGAGAUAGAAGAUGCAUGUUCUGCUUACCUGUCCACAGAUUCUCAGCCUCAGGUAUCCAGUACACUGGAAGAACUUUGUUUUUUGAUCGUGGGAUUUCUCCAGAAACCACAGGGUUUAGAUGAGAAAGACAACACCAAAAGGUUCUUAUUUCAUUAUUCUAAGACUCAUGACUCGGGCAACUCAGACAUCAUGUCAUCUGUCCUGCAUCCUUUACUGCAACUCGUUCCUCACCUUAAUGAGAGAAGACUGAAGAGAUACAAACUGGACGAAGAACUUCAAGGACCUGGAGUGAUUCAAAGCAGAGGCUACUUCUUCUACAGGCCACGUAAUGGAAGGAGAUCAGUGGGUUUUCGCUGAGGAGGAUUAUAGAUUCCUGACUUAGAACUAAAACUGCAGGAAUGCUGAGUACAUGGACAUACUGUUUUCCUUACAAUAAUUAUUCGUUAUUAAUGUACAAUUAGAAAUCACUCAAAUGUAAAUAUUCUUAAACCAGAUUCUGUUAAGAAGGUCUUUACUAUCUUGAUUAUAUUAAAAGCAUAUUAAAAUUA
This is a messenger RNA of Pyrgilauda ruficollis (rufous-necked snowfinch), 746 nucleotides long. It is a transcript of the gene NMU, whose product is annotated as neuromedin U. NCBI's taxonomy places the organism in Eukaryota, Metazoa, Chordata, Aves, Passeriformes, Passeridae. The transcript is spliced from 10 exons. Gene Ontology annotation, molecular function: neuromedin U receptor binding. Bases 1 to 555 code for a protein of 184 amino acids. The record is from RefSeq and is a predicted model, not a curated record. Gene Ontology annotation, biological process: regulation of smooth muscle contraction.